Molecule: messenger RNA, 1957 nt
Organism: Ornithorhynchus anatinus (platypus)
Lineage: Eukaryota; Metazoa; Chordata; Mammalia; Monotremata; Ornithorhynchidae
Gene: FAAH2
Product: fatty acid amide hydrolase 2
Exons: 11
Coding region: 148-1659 (503 amino acids)
Source: RefSeq, a predicted model, not a curated record
CUGCCGGGCGGUGACUGACAGGUGUGCGCGGGGCAUUGUGGGGCGCCCGCCCCGGCGCUGCCUCAGAAAGGGCGGCGGGCGGUCGGUCGGUCGGUCGGUGUGUCGGUGUGUCGAGCGCUCGGUCGUUCGUUCGUUCGUUCGGCGGCCAUGGGCCUGUCCGUCCCCCAGCGCUGCCUCCUGCUGCUGCUGCGAGCCGUCGGCUUCGUCAUCGGCCUGCUGGGCUUGGCGGCGCGCGCGCUGGAUGCCAACUACCGCGCGCCCCGCGCCGCGCCGCCGCCCGCCCAACCGCUGCUCCUGCUCUCCGGGCUGCGCCUCGCCCGGGACAUCCGACGCGGCAAGGUGAAGAGCAUUGAUGUCAUUGAAGCUUAUAUCGCAAGAAUCAAGGAUGUGAACCCGAUGAUCAAUGCAAUUGUCAAGUACAGGUUUGAGGCAGCUCGGGAAGAAGCCAUUGCGGUGGAUAAGCAGUUGGCAGAGGGCCAUGAAGAUGAAGCCACCCUGGAGAAGGAAUGGCCCUUCUUGGGCGUCCCUCUGACCGUCAAGGAGGCCUUUGAAGUGGUUGGAAUGCCCAAUAGCUCUGGCCUGGUGAACCGCCGCAAUCUGGUGUCCCAAACGGAUGCUACCGUGGUGGCCAAUCUAAAGCGUGCUGGAGCCAUUCCCCUGGGAGUGACCAACUGCAGUGAGCUGUGCAUGUGGUACGAGUCGAGCAACAAUGUCUACGGCCGAUCCAAUAACCCAUAUAACGUGCAGUGCAUUGUGGGUGGAAGCUCAGGGGGUGAGGGCUCUGCCCUGGGAGCUGCCUGCUCGGUGAUCGGCGUGGGCUCAGAUAUCGGGGGCAGCAUCCGGAUGCCUGCUUUUUUCAAUGGCGUCUUCGGACACAAACCUACUUCAGGAGUCGUCCCUAACAAGGGUCAGUUUCCUCGGCCCGUGGGAGCCCAGGAAAAGUACCAGUCUACCGGUCCCAUGUGCCGCUAUGCCGAGGACCUGGUGCCCGUGCUCAAGGUCAUGGCCGGGCCUGGCGUCCACAAGUUAAAGUUGGAUCAUGAGGUGCAGAUGAAAAACUUGAAAUUCUACUGGAUGGAACACGACGGAGGCUCAUUUUUGACAUCCCCAGUGGACAGAGAACUGCUUCAGGCCCAGCGCAAGGUGGUGGAGCAUCUUGAAAAUGUGGUGGGUGCUUCUGUGCAGCAUGUGAAACUCGGGAAGAUGAAGUACUCUUAUCAGCUCUGGAUGGCCAUGAUGUCAGCCAAGCACCCAGAUGGAACGGAAGCCUUGACAUUUCGAAAACUACUAAGAGAUCAUGGGAAUCCCGUGUGGCCACUGUGGGAACUGGUAAAGUGGUGCGUCAGGAUGUCUUCGCUCACCAUCCCGUCCAUUGGGCUUUGUCUGUUCGAGAAGGUCAGUUUUGACUCUGAGACCUUCACCAGGCUUGAAAAUUUGAGAAAAAGUUUUCGUGCGGAGUUAAUAGAGCUGCUCGGCAACGAUGGGGUUUUCUUAUACCCCCCACAUCCCAGAUUGGCUCCCAAACACCACUUCCCCUUGUCGAGACCCUUCAACUUUUCUUAUACAGAGUGGCAGAAGCGUCAACUGCUGGAAGACAGCAAUAGAAGACCAACCGGACAAACUCGCAGUACAUUGCAUACCGUGACUCAGUUGUGUUGAACAGCUAACUGGGGGAAGAGACAGGUUCGCCAGUCCUACCAGUAGCCGUGCUAGCCCCUGCUCAGAAGAGAAUUUGUCUGUAUAGUUAGUCUGGACAGGAAUUCCAGGUUUCCAUUUAAUCUGAUGAAAAGUAACUCCAUCAACUCCAAAUAUAGUGGCUGACAGAAAUAGACACACGGCUAUCCGGUACUUUCUCUGGAUUUUGAGAACUCCGCACUAUCAACCAAAUAGUCAGACGGCCCAGUUUACCGUGAAGGACGUAGCAGAAGGGCAACAGGACGAUCGUUUUCAGAAUGCA